Molecule: messenger RNA, 6019 nt
Organism: Psammomys obesus (fat sand rat)
Lineage: Eukaryota; Metazoa; Chordata; Mammalia; Rodentia; Muridae
Gene: Dnajc16
Product: DnaJ heat shock protein family (Hsp40) member C16
Exons: 15
Coding region: 139-2457 (772 amino acids)
Source: RefSeq, a predicted model, not a curated record
CGGGACUGGGCCCCGCCUCUUUCCCCUCCCCAGGUGCUCCGGUGUGGACUGGAAGCGCCGGCCCCGGCGGAUUCACUGGAGCACGGACGCUGCGGCCGGUUGGGCCGGUGCCCUUUCCCGCUCUGGGAAGGAAGAGAGAUGGAGGUGAAAAAGUUGAGCAUUUCCUGGCAGUUCUUGAUAGUUCUGGUUCUGAUCCUGCAAAGUCUGUCUGCGUUGGAUUUUGACCCAUACAGAGUCCUAGGGGUCAGCCGCACAGCCAGUCAGGCUGACAUUAAAAAGGCCUAUAAGAAGCUCGCGCGGGAAUGGCAUCCUGACAAAAACAAAGACCCUGGAGCAGAGGACAAGUUCAUUCAGAUCAGCAAAGCUUACGAGAUUCUGUCCAAUGAGGAAAAGAGGACAAACUAUGACCAUUAUGGUGAUGCUGGUGAGAACCAAGGCUACCAGAAGCAACAGCGCGAGUAUCGUUUUCGCCAUUUCCAUGAGAACUUUUAUUUCGAUGAAUCGUUUUUUCACUUUCCUUUCAAUUCGGAGCGGCGGGACUCAAAUGAUGAGAAGUACUUGUUGCACUUUUCACACUAUGUGAAUGAAGUGGUUCCCGACAGCUUCAAAAAGCCCUACCUCAUUAAGAUCACGUCAGAUUGGUGCUUUAGCUGCAUCCAUAUCGAGCCUGUCUGGAAAGAAGUGGUCCAGGAACUGGAAGGACUGGGUGUGGGGAUUGGUGUUGUCCAUGCUGGAUACGAAAGACGCCUGGCCCAUCACCUGGGAGCGCACAGUACCCCCUCCAUCCUAGGAAUCAUCAAUGGGAAGAUCUCCUUCUUCCACAAUGCAGUGGUUCCUGAGAACCUGUGGCAGUUCGUGGAGAGUCUUCUUCCAGGGAACUUGGUGGAGAAGGUUACAAAUAAAAACUACGUGCGAUUCCUAUCUGGCUGGCAGCAGGAGAAUAAGCCUCAUGCCCUCUUGUUCGGCCAGACACCAGCAGUGCCCCUGCUGUACAAGCUGACGGCCUUUGCAUACAAAGAUUAUGUGUCGUUUGGGUAUGUGUACGUUGGCUUGAGAGGCACAGAGGAGAUGACCAGGCAGUACAACAUCAAUGUCUAUGCGCCCACCAUGCUGAUCUUUAAGGAACACAUCAACAAGCCUGCUGAUGUGAUCCAGGUUCGAGGGCUAAAGAAGCAGGUCAUCGAGGACUUCAUUGCCCAGAACAAGUACCUGAUGGCGGCCCGGCUCACCAGCCAGAGACUGUUCCAUGAACUCUGCCCUGUGAAGCGGUCUCACCGACAGAGGAAGUAUUGCGUGGUUUUACUGACAGCUGAGGCUAGCAAGCUGAGCAAACCCUUUGACGCCUUCCUGUCCUUUGCACUGGCAAACACCCAGGACACAGUGCGGUUCGUGCAUGUCUACAUCAACCGGCAGCAGGAGUUUGCCAGCACCUUGCUACCGGACAUUGAGGCCUUUGAAGGGAAGUCGUGGGUGUCCAUCUUGGAGAGGCGAAACACAGCAGGGAGGGUGGUGUUUAAAACCCUGGAAGAUCCCUGGACUGGCAGUGAAAGUGAUAAGUUCAUCCUUUUGAGUUACCUUGAGCAGCUGCGGAAAGAUCCAGCAUUUCUAUCCUCAGAAGCUGUGCUCCCUGACCUCACUGAUGAACUUGCCCCGGUAUUUUUCCUCCGGUGGUUCUACUCUGUUUCUGACUCCCUCUCAGACUUCUGGGAGAGCUUGCUUCACAGUAACUGGAGGGAGAUGAUGCCCCUACUGUCCCUCAUCUUCUCAGCCCUCUUCAUCCUCUUUGGCACCGUCAUUGUCCAGGCUUUCAGUGACUCCAGUGAGGAACGAGAAUCACACCCUCCAGAUAAAGAAGAAGUCCCUGAGAAGGCUGGGAAGACUGAGCCAAGCUUCGCCAAGGAAAACAGCAGCAAGAUUCCUAAAAAAGGCUUUGUGGAGGUAACUGAACUCACAGAUGUGACAUACACCAGCAACUUGGUACGCCUGAGGCCAGGCCACAUGAAUGUGGUCCUCAUCCUGUCUAAUUCGACGAAGACAAGCCUGCUGCAGAAAUUUGCUCUGGAAGUCUACACAUUCACCGGGAGCAGCAGCCUCCACUUCUCCUUCUUGAGUCUGGACAAACACCGGGAGUGGCUGGAGUACUUGCUGGAGUUUGCUCAGGACGCGGCCCCGAUCCCAAACCAGUACGACAAGCACUUUAUGGAACGGGACUACACUGGCUACGUGCUGGCCCUGAAUGGCCACAAGAAGUACUUCUGCCUCUUCAAGCCCCAGAAGACAGUGGAGGAAGAGGCUGUGGGCUCCUGUGACCCUGACUUCUCCCGAGAGAAGCCUCCCCUUGGCCUUGGGCCCAAGCCCCUCAAGGGCAAGCUGAGCAAGUUGUCCUUGUGGAUGGAGCGCCUGCUGGAAGGUUCCUUGCAGAGGUUCUACAUCCCAUCGUGGCCUGAGCUAGACUGAGACAUGGACUCUUCAGGUUUUUAACAUGCCCCAGGAACAGGGAUUUUCAGAAGAGUCUAGAUUUUAGAUUUCUCUUCUAGAGCACUGGCUAGAAGAUCUUCCCUUUGUCACCUAGGAGCAAGACACCGCAGGUUUGAUCCCUAGAUGAAAAUCUUUCCCUUUGGGUUUUCUCAUCCUGUAUGAAUGCCGCACUAUUUAAAAGAGACUGCUCACCCCCUCUCCUUUGCUGUCCCUGUAACAUGCUCACACCACUCUGUCCUUAUGUUGGAGAAACCCAGGGCUUGACCCUGAGCCGUGCCUGGACAAAUCUCAGGAUCCUCAUGAACCUGUCAUGCAGGGUGGGUCACUCACCCCACCCCGGCCCCUGCAGCAAGCUCCUGGCCUGGCCUCUGUGAGCUUCUGCCACGGCACAUGCUCUCAACACAGGACAGCCCACCACGCUUCUAGGUCCUGCAUCUUCAAAAGAGGCCUAGUUUUUUGCAAUUUUACAUGUGACCAUGCUUCUGGGAGCAAGCAUUGAGACAUAUUUUGGGGGUAUCCCCCACAACAGUUGGCCAGCCACAGAUUUGAAAGAAAAGGGGUGAGCAGGGGUGAGGGUGCAGCGCUGACAUUCGGUCUUCCCCAGCAGAAGGAAAGGUUGAGCACUGACUGGAGUUGCCCAGCCCUGUGAUCCUUCGUGAGCAUCCCUUGGUCGCUAUCCCUGUCCCCUCACUACAGCCCAUUUAAGCACCACCACAGCCAGGCCAGUGUGCCCAGCCAGAAGCACUGCAGUGUCUGAGCCGCUGAUCUGUGUCCAGAUGCUUUUCUGCCUCUGGAUUUUAGAGUUUGAUACUAGGAGCCAUAACCUGUGAUCCUGUUCUGAGUGUAGAUAAGCUGCUAUAGAGCCAGUAGAUUUAAGAUGGCGGCAUUUACUGUCUGCCGAGAGCCAGGUGCAGGAGCCUUUCCUGCGUCGUUCGCAAGUAAAAUGCCAGGCGUGUCUUCAAACCAAGAAACCUGACCUCUCUGACAAUUGCAUUUUGAACAUUGUUGUCCCCAAAGUGCUGAAUCUUCAAGUCGUCUCUUGUGACUGAGCUGAGACUUGUCUGGAUUCCUGUCCAGCAGGCAAUAGCUUCUUUCUUCUGGCCUGCAUUUUAGCGUCUCUGCUUAAUUGUUUCCUCCUUUCCUUAUUGCUGCUUCCUGCUGCCAGAUCAGACCCAUCAGCUCCAGCUUGCCUGGCUCCACACCCCUCGGGCUCAGGGCUGGAUCAUGCUUGCCCACUUAAGGGCAUACCCUUUGUUUUUAGGGCCAAACCUCGAGGGGAGUUUGGACAGCUGUCGCGCACGGUGUGUUCUACUGUCAAGCAAGUGCCCUCUUGUAAACUGAAGGGCACAAAUCAGGGACCGGACAUUCACUCAGUUAGUAUUCUCCAAUUGUAAUUGCUUUGAACCAAGCACCUCGGAUCCUGACUACUUUAAACUCGGAGCUCCAGUGGUAAGUGAUAAAUUAUUUGAGCCCAGGAACUCUGUAGUUUUCAAAGAGUCUUUAGCUUUAUUAAAAAAAAAAAUAAAGAAAUCACUGCCAGGCUUCAUUCUUCCAUCUGACCCUCUAGAAGUACUGCUAACUCUCUGUACUGCUGCUCGUGCACCUGGCCCAGCUAGCAAGGGUCAAAGCAGCCUUGGCUCCUCAGUGCCCAGUUCUCAACAUGCAUUUCUGGAGCUGAGGGUGAGCUGGGGUAGAACACUUGCCCAGCAUGUGUGAAGCCUGAGUUCCAUCCCCAUUAUCAUACACACACAUGUAUUUUUUCCUUAUAUUUUUAUGGCCGGGCUCCUCUUAUGAGUAUGUUUUAACUCACUGAUAGAUUUUUGUCUUUACGUAUCUGGAACUCAUAAAAUUCCUUGACAUGUAAUUUCUGAAAACCAAAAACUCCCCAGAUGUUUGUUCUUUUCUCAAAACUGUACCAAGAUGAUCAAAGGCCCUUCAUUAGAAGUGGCGGAGGGGGGCUGGAGAGAUGGCUCAGAGGUUAAGAGCACCAGCUGCUCUUCCAAAGGUCCUGAGUUCAAUUCCCAGCAACCACAUGGUGGCUCACAACCAUCUAUAGUGAGAUCUGGUGCCCUCUUUUGACGUGCAGGCACACAUGCAGACAGAACACUGUAUACAUAAUAAGUAAAUAAAUUUACUGAUGGGGAUGAAGGCGGAUAUCCACCAAGGACACCAGGGAACUUUGGCCUCCUUGCUUACUUGCUUUGAGACAGGGUCUCACUGUGUAGCCUAGCCCAGGAUGGCCUCCAGCUGAAGGUCCUCCUGCCUCAGCCUCCCAGUACUAGGAUUACAGGGGUGUACCCCACGUCUACCUUUGAUAGUCACAAACCUUUCUUCCUGAAUGUUGUUUCCAUGAAUUGUUUAUUUUCUGUGUCAAAUAUGAGCUAUUUCUGUGCUCAGCCAGAUGCCAAGGUUUCCCAUCCUAAUGAACCCAAUUUCAGUUCAGAUACUGCCCUGUGAGGAGAGGAGUUGGUGUCUGCCCAAGGCAGCCUCUGAGUCAUUUUCAGGAGCUGAGGUGAAAGUACUCUGUCUGGGGUGCUCUCUUCCUGCCACUCAGGACCAACUGCAGAGGCGGUGUGCUGCCAGAGACAUUGCAGGAAGCUGCUCUCCCUGUCACCUGCCAGCACCCAAAACAAUUUGCUUGUUUUCAGGUGGGUUAGUCUCCUCAUUCACAGCCUUUUAUGUAAUUCAUUUGCAGCCACCAUCAAUGUGUGUUUUCCUGUGUUUAAAAUAUAUAUAUAUAUAUUUGACCCAUCUGCUUUGCCUGGGCUAGGGACUGGAAGCAAGCACUCAGCCUCUGUCUCUGGUUUUGUUUUGUUUCAAAGCAGAACUCCUUCUGGGGCUGUAGUUCAGUGGUAAAGCAUUUGCCUAGCAUGUGCGAAGCCCUUGGGUUGACCCCCAGUGAUGGCGGGGGUGGGGGGCCAAAUUAGGUAGAAUUCGUCAAAUGUUGUUGCAAGGGGCCAGAUUCGGUGGCUCCUGCCUGUAAUCCCAGCACUCAGGAAGCAGAAGCAGUAGGAUCAGGAGUUCAAGGUCAUCCUUAGCAUGAGCAGGUGAAGCCAGCUUGGGCUGUGAGACCUGGUCUCAAAAACAAACAUACAAACAAAAAAACAAGUGAUACCAGGCUGGGGUGUCCUGCUUGUGUAGCACACGUGAGGCCCUGUGUUCUUCGACCCGAGCACCACAAAAUAAGCAAGUAAAUAGUUGAAGUAGAGGAUGCAGAUGAAAUAAGGUCAUGGCCACGAUUCUGGCCUCACCCUGGAAAACAAAGGCAGCAUAGCUGUCCUGAAUCUGCCUGUUGCGUGUUAGAGAACAUGGCUGCCCCUGGAAGACAGAUCUGAGAGGAAGGUGAAUAUUUUGCACUUUUGAUACUAUUAAGAACAAGUAACUUAUUUGACAAAUUGUGUCUUUUAUGUUUUAUGUUUUUACUUUUCAGUUUUAUUUGGUUUGGGGUUUUUUUGUUUUAUUUUUGUAUUGUGAACAGGCACUAAAAUUAAUGUUGUUUUGUUUUAAAAAUAUUACGGACUGGAAACAAAUAAACUAUUUU